Felis catus (domestic cat) is the source of this 2619-nucleotide messenger RNA. It is a transcript of the gene ADO, whose product is annotated as 2-aminoethanethiol dioxygenase. The coding region runs from base 364 to 1176 and encodes 270 amino acids. NCBI's taxonomy places the organism in Eukaryota, Metazoa, Chordata, Mammalia, Carnivora, Felidae. The transcript has a single exon. Gene Ontology annotation, molecular function: oxidoreductase activity, acting on single donors with incorporation of molecular oxygen, incorporation of two atoms of oxygen. Gene Ontology annotation, cellular component: mitochondrion. The record is from RefSeq and is a predicted model, not a curated record.
CCGGCCACCGUCGUAGGUGUGGGCUGCUUGAAUGGAACGUCGGGCGUAACGCAAAGCCUUACACCGUCCGCGCGGCCGGUACCUGCUCCUCUGGCGUGAGUGCGGCGCGUGGGUCGUGCGCGUGCGCGCUCGCCGGAGGCGCUGGGCGGGUGCGCCGGGCCGUUGCGGGCGCUGGGCUGUUGCGGGCGCUGGGCUGCUGAGGUUGGCGGCAGCGGUGCCGCGCGCCCGUAAGACCGGUAGUUGCGGGGCCUCUCGCUUCGCCCCGGGCUGCUGGCAGCCGUGGCGGCCACCGGAGACCGCAAGGGGCGGAGGAAAGCAGGGGGCGGUGGGGGCCAGCCUCGACACGCAGAGGAUCAGCCGAGCAUGCCCCGAGACAACAUGGCCUCCCUGAUCCAACGGAUCGCCCGCCAGGCGUGUCUCACCUUCCGGGGCAGCGGGGGCUGCCGCAGCGCUUCCGACCACGGCGCGGCGCCGGGCUCCGAGGCCCCUAUGCCUCAGGGCUUCCCGGAGAACCUGAGCAAGCUGAAGAACCUGCUGACCCAAGUCCGCGCGGAGGACCUGAACAUCGCCCCGCGCAAGGCCACGGUGCAGCCGUUGCCGCCCAACCUACCACCGGUCACCUAUAUGCACAUUUACGAAACCGACGGCUUCAGCCUCGGCGUGUUCCUGCUCAAGAGCGGCACGUCCAUUCCGCUUCAUGACCACCCGGGCAUGCACGGCAUGCUCAAGGUGCUCUACGGCACCGUGCGCAUCAGCUGCAUGGACAAGCUGGAGGCGGGCGGCGGGCAGCGGCCACGGGCCCCGCCGCCAGAGCAGCAGUUCGAGCCGCCGCUGAAAGCCCGGGAGCGGGACGCCGUGCGGCUGGGCGUGCUGCGCUCGAGGGCCGAGUACACCGAGGCCAGCGGCCCCUGCGUCCUCACCCCACACCAGGACAACCUGCACCAGAUCGACGCUGUGGACGGGCCCGCCGCCUUCCUGGACAUUCUGGCCCCGCCCUAUGACCCGGACGAUGGCCGGGACUGCCACUAUUACCGGGUGCUGGAGCCUGUCAGGGACAAGGAGCUUUCCGGCUCGGCUUGCGACCUGCCCAGAGAGGUGUGGCUCCUGGAGACCCCUCAAGCCGAUGACUUCUGGUGCGAGGGGGAGCCCUAUCCAGGUCCCAAGGUCUUCCCUUGAAGCCGCCAGUGCCCGGUUGCCGUGGGGCGAAGACGUGCCCUGUUCACAUCUGGGCCUGGCUACCCGCGACCCACCAUAAGGGCUCUCUCUCCCUACCCGCAGGCCUGGGCUUUGGAUCUACUGGAAUGGGCUGUAGCUGCUUUCUCCGGAGCCGUGGGAAGCACUGGCGACUGGAGUGCAGCCGCGGGGUCGGGUUAAGGGGCGGGGAAGGCUAGUAGACUAGGUUGUUUUCUGGCUCUGUCACUGCCAUUGGGGUUUUGAUUUGGGGGAAAGGGGGGCAGGGGACUAUCUGAAGCGCUUCCAUCCUAAAGCCAUAAUGAAAAUAGUCUUUUCUCUGUUCUUUAUACUAUACAAAAUACAUUAAAAGCCCCCACACCCCCUACCCCGGGUAAAUAGGAUUUGUUUUCCACCUAUGUCCCUUUUACUCCUUACUGUUAUAAUUCUAAUUUAUUGAUUGCAUGACCCAGUGGUUUGAAUUGUUUUUAGUUCAAGUCACUGGUAAAAACUAGGUUUAACAAGAUGAGCUACUAUGUAAAGUGAAAAUUAGAUCAUUUUUCCAGAGUUGGAGUAUCACCCCCAAAGCAUAACUGCAUGUAGAGGACAAGAUUUGUUUUCUUUCCUCCUCUUGCCCGGUAGCCACAUCUGGUUUACUCUGGCAGCAUCUACCAAGAAAUCCAGCGCCUGCAUAUCUCAGUGACAGAUGAUCACUUAGAGCUUAUUGUCCCCUUGAGUCUCCAGAUCUGGGAGUUAAGCAGAUUUCUUGUUGCAGAUUCACCUUUAAUGCAAAAACUAUAUUACCUUCAAAUGACUUUUUUCAUUUUGAGGGGAGGGUCUUCGUGAGCUUUAAGAGGUGAUAGGUUAAUUCUGGGUUUUCUAACCAGAAGAUUCAAAGGAGCUGAAUCGCCAUGCUUCCAAACAACUGAAUGUAAAACACUUCUAGCCAGUUGUUGAAUUCCAUGCCCCUGUUUACUUCCAGUAUUUUCCUGCAAAAAUAGAGAAAAAUGUUGAUGACUGUUUCAAAUUCUCAGGAGCUCUAAUGUUCCAGAAGGCUGCUGGUUCCAGCUGUGUUGUUUUGAUGGCAGUGUUCUCCCAACAGUAGUGAGCCAGAGCUUGCCUCAUCUGGUGUGGUUUCUAUAGGAAGAGAGAAGGCACACAUGAUCAAGGCUACAGAAUAGAGAAUUACCUAUACUGCUGGCCAUUUUAGGGCACCAGAACGAGGGACAAAACACUAACCAACCUCUUAAACAGUUGUGCUAUCUGUAACUAGUUUUAUUUUUGUCCUUUCGGUAAGCUCAGCAACUUUACCUUGUUUACAAAUGUAUUUACACCAUUUGCUUCAGGCUAUGGAGCACUAUUGUUUCCCUCUUUUUACUAUUUAUAGGAUUCCUUUUUCACAACACUUUUAAUAAAAACAAACUGUAGAAAUAAACACAUUAAAAUCUG